Anthonomus grandis grandis is the source of this 2225-nucleotide messenger RNA. RefSeq names its product alpha-2C adrenergic receptor (gene Octalpha2R). The transcript is spliced from 5 exons. The record is from RefSeq and is a predicted model, not a curated record. NCBI's taxonomy places the organism in Eukaryota, Metazoa, Arthropoda, Insecta, Coleoptera, Curculionidae. Gene Ontology annotation, cellular component: membrane. Gene Ontology annotation, molecular function: G protein-coupled amine receptor activity. The coding region runs from base 233 to 1885 and encodes 550 amino acids. Gene Ontology annotation, biological process: adenylate cyclase-activating adrenergic receptor signaling pathway.
UCGACAGAAGAGGACGAUGAGGACGUUGCCUUGAUAAACGGUGCGCGAUCCGCGUUUAGGGACAAUACACACCAAAUAUAUAAUUUGUUUUUUCAAAUCUGUAAAGUAAAUUGGUAACUUUAUAUGGUGUAGUUAUCAAUUUAAUCCGCCAAAAGUGGCGGCACAAGCUUCGGUUCUUUUGCGGGUAUUGCAUAUAGUGUUACAAGGGACCAAUCAUUUAGUAGGUUUAAAAAUGGCAUUAUAUAAUUUGACUGCUCGGACGGCUAUUGCCGUUGAAGAUGUGUUAAUUUUAAUGGAGAACCUAACAGAUAAUAUAACUAAUGCCACCGUGGCCGUGCCUCAUUAUCCAAGUGGUUAUACUCUUCCUCAAAUAAUAAUAGCCUCCAUAGUUGUAACCUUUCUUAUGAUAGUUGUCGUCGUUGGAAAUAUGCUAGUUAUUAUAGCGAUAGCGACAGAGAAGGCAUUGAAAAAUAUUCAAAACUGGUUUAUCGCCUCUCUCGCAGUAUCAGACUUUUUUUUAGGUUUAGUAAUAAUGCCUUUUUCGCUUGCUAAUGAACUUAUGGGUUAUUGGAUUUUUGGCUCUUGGUGGUGUGAUAUACAUUCCGCAAUGGAUGUUUUAUUAAGCACUGCUUCGAUUAUGAAUUUGUGCCUAAUAUCAUUGGAUAGAUACUGGAGUAUAACUCAAGCUGUAGAAUAUCUCAAAAAAAGAACUCCUAUGAGAGCCAUUGUUAUGAUUGGAGCUGUAUGGAUAUUAUCCGGUUUAAUUUGUAUCCCGCCGCUGUUGGGUUGGAAAGUCAAAAGAACUGCGGAUGUUCAGUAUCCACAAUGCCAGUUAAGUGAAGAACUGGGAUAUGUUCUUUACUCCGCGCUUGGCUCCUUCUACAUUCCUUCUUGCAUCAUGGUGUUUGUAUAUAUACGUAUAUAUUUUGCUGCCAAAGCCAGAGCGCGAAGAGGGAUUCGGAAGCAUCCUAGAAGACCGGUAACAGAUGCACAAACAAGCUUUACGAACUCUGCAGGAGGAGCAAUUUUACCACCUAAAAAUGGGAACAAUCAAAUAGAUUCCAAUGUCUCGAUAGAUCGCAACAGCAAUACAUCGCCGCGGGACGGCGAGAGACAGAUUGCAACUAUUGAAACCCCUGCACCAAAUACAUCACCAAUACCAAUUCCAACGGUAACUUGCGAUUUGGCUAGUGAUAUUUCUACUAGCGAUAAUACGAACGAACCUCAAGAAGGACAAGAGGAAAAAGAUACGCUUAAGGUAUAUAUAUCUCAGACCAAGGGAAGCCCAUUACUCUCUUGCCAGCUCAGAAAUUCCACACUGUCAAUAAACGGAGAGCUUCAAGACCAAGCAGCUGCCUUAACACGGACUCGUCAGCCAUCAGUGGGUAUCGACUGCGACAUGGUUAGUGAAUUUGAUCCUAGCAGUUCUGAUAGUGGAGUAGUGGCUCAGUGUACGGCAGUAAAGCCCUUAAAGCUUAGAUUGUGUAAACCUAUAUUUGGAAGAUCCAAACAUAACAAAGAUAGCCGAAGUAACAAAAAACAAGCAAAAAGUGAGGAUAGUGAAGUAACUGUGCCUAAAUCAGUAUUUGAACAUGUAGUGCCACGGGUUCAAAAGCCUAGAGAUCCAGAACGAGAGAAACGACGAAUAGCUAGAAAAAAGGAAAAGAGAGCGACCCUUAUCUUAGGACUUAUUAUGGGUUCCUUUAUCGCGUGUUGGUUACCAUUUUUCUUUAUGUAUAUAUUGCGAUUGGCAUACAAAAUUCCACCCAUUGCUUUUUCGACAGCAUUUUGGUUAGGGUACAUGAAUUCGGCCCUUAACCCAGUCAUUUACACCAUAUUCAACAAGGACUUCAGAAGAGCAUUCAGAAGAAUAUUGUUUAAGUGAUGUUUGGCUUAUGUGUGCUGCUACAAAUGUGUCAGUCGACGGGUUCGAACUGCACAAUAUCGCAGUGCACCUAGUGCCCUCUAUAGACAUUAGUUAUCAUUAUGUAGAUUUAGAUAUUAAUAAAAAAUGUAUUUUUGGUACUCAUUGCUACGUACAAAUUAGUUGUAAAUGCAUUUAUCAUUGUUUGACUUUGCUAAAGCUAUUUAGUUUGGCUACCUAAAUGAAUUUAAAAUUAAUAAUAAAUAAACAUUGGGCCAAUUUUUAAAAUUAGAUAGAUUAGACAGAAAGUUUAAUUACAUAUUGACUUUGAAUUAAUUUGAAAGAGUCUAAAAUAGGUAAA